This is a messenger RNA of Amborella trichopoda, 3188 nucleotides long. RefSeq names its product Myotubularin-like phosphatases II superfamily (gene MTM2). Gene Ontology annotation, molecular function: phosphatidylinositol-3,5-bisphosphate phosphatase activity; phosphatidylinositol-3-phosphate phosphatase activity. Gene Ontology annotation, biological process: phosphatidylinositol dephosphorylation. NCBI's taxonomy places the organism in Eukaryota, Viridiplantae, Streptophyta, Magnoliopsida, Amborellales, Amborellaceae. Gene Ontology annotation, cellular component: cytoplasm. The record is from RefSeq and is a predicted model, not a curated record.
CCCAUCCAAACUGAGAUCUCACCAAUUUCGUCGUGAGCCACCGAACAGUCAGCGUGCCGCUGGCGUGUGAUGCGAGGGUUCGAAUAAAAGGACCGAAACUAUGAAGAGAAGAGACCUGAGAGGAUGGAAAUUAUGCAGAGAGAGAAAGUAAAUCGAGGAGAGGGGUCAACAAUUCGCUGCAAUCUCUGAUAAAAGCGGGAGAGCUUAAUUACCACACGCGCCAUAGCUUCGAGUGCCAUUGAAACCAGAUAUAUAGAGAGAGAGAGGAAUAAGCAAUGGAGGGUGCGGGCAGCUGGGACGCCCUCGACUUCAUCAAGAUUGAGCCUGUGUCUCGGACUGUUAUGACUCAUGGCAUGGAUGAAUUCCUUCUAGAAGCUGAGGAAGUUAUUGUUCAGGGUUAUGGUGUUGUCCUUGUAAACAUGGAUGAAGCCGGUACUUUAUUGGUUACGAACUUUCGUCUACUUUUUGUGAGUGAGGGUUCGAGGAAGAUUAUUGCCCUGGGAACUAUACCAUUAGCUACAAUUGAAAGGUUUAGUAAACAUGUGAUGAAGCUAUCACCCACACCACGACAACCAGAUAGGACUCCUUCACGCCGCCUACUCCAGGUUAUUGGUAAAGACUUGAGGAUUAUUGUCUAUGGUUUUCGCCGUCGAACUAGACAGAGACGAUCUGUUUUUGAUGCACUGAUGAAGUACACAAGACCACUACGAUUAUGGGAUCUGUACACUUUUACAUGUGGACCAUCAAAGUUUAAGGGUGCUAACCCAAAGUUACGGUUACUGAAUGAAUAUUUACGGCUAUUAGGGAUGGGGUCUCAUCACACAUCAGCCAUUGUUGCGGAAGACGAAGUAUUUGCUUCCAACCAGUGGUGGAGAAUAACUGGGGUAAAUUCCAACUAUAAGAUGUGCGCAACAUAUCCUUCUACCUUGGUAGUUCCCAAAUAUAUCAGUGAUGAAGAGGUGGUUCAGGCUUCUUCAUUUCGUGCAAAGUGUCGUCUUCCUGUAAUUUCUUGGUGCCAUCCAGACACUGGAGCUGUUCUAGCUCGCUCAUCCCAACCAUUAGUUGGUCUUAUGAUGAAUUCGAGGAGCAAUGCCGAUGAAAAGCUUGUUGCUGCACUUUGCACACAAAUUGCUGGCAAUAACGGUCCCAAGAGGAAGCUCUAUAUAGCAGAUGCAAGACCUAGAAAGAAUGCCUUAGCAAAUGGGGCUUUGGGUGGUGGUUCCGAAUCGUCUUCUAAUUACUUCCAAUCAGAGGUUGUAUUCUUUGGGAUUGACAAUAUUCAUGCAAUGAGAGAUAGCUUUGCUCGACUCCGAGACUACCUGGACACUCAUGGUGUCACAUCAUCAGAUGGAUUAUCUUCUUUCUUGAGAAAUGGGGGAUGGACUUGGGGUGGGGGUAACUUAAGCAGUAUGUCUGCUUCUGUUUCAACACUAGGAGACAGUGGUUGGUUAAUUCACGUUCAAAGUGUCCUAGCAGGUUCAGCUUGGAUUGCUGCUCAUGUUGCUCUGGAAUCCUCCUCGGUGCUUGUCCAUUGCAGCGAUGGAUGGGACAGAACAACUCAGUUGGUCUCGCUUGCGAGUUUAUUGCUUGACCCAUACUAUAGGACAUUUGAAGGGUUUCAGGCACUAGUGGAAAAAGAUUGGCUUGCAUUUGGGCAUCCAUUUUCAGAACGUAUGGGGCUGCCAUCCUUCUCUGGUAAUAGUAACAUAACUGCAGAAUUAUCUAGACAGUCAUCAGUGGGAAAUAUUCCUUCGUCACCAAUGCGGUCGUCGUCUGGAUCGACAUACACAUCUACUAGUGGCUCUUCACAUGCACAGAUAUCAAACAACUAUUCACCCAUUUUUUCGCAGUGGGUGGAUUGUGUUGCACAGUUACUAAGGAUGUAUCCCUGUGCGUUUGAGUUCUCCUCGGUCUUUUUAGUUGACUUUUUGGAUUCUGUGCAAUCUUGUCGCUUUGGGAACUUCUUAUGUAACAGUGAAAAGGAAAGGCAGCAAUCUGAGAUUUCAGACGCUUGUGGAUGCUUGUGGACAUAUUUAGCUGAUUUGCGUGCUACAGAGGGGGGUUAUCAUCACUUUAAUCUCUUCUAUGAUCCUGAAAAACACGAUGGUGCUCUCUUGCCUCCUGCUGCAGCAUUGGCUCCAACCCUCUCGCCUCAGUUCCAUCUGCGCUGGGCAUGUCCUUCAGAGGUUCUAGGUGGGGAUCUUGAAGCCCAAUGUCGCGCGGUGGCUCAGAAGUUUGAAGAUAUGCAGAAGGCAAAAGAAUCAGUGGAAGAGAGAGCAAAGAGCGUCACAACCAGCAUGGAGUCAUUGAGCAAGGAGUUGAUGAGAGAGAAGCAUUUCCGCACCACUGCAGAGAACUUAGCUGCAAAGGCAUACAAGGAAAAUGUUGCCAUAAAGCGCGCGAUUCAAUCUUUAGGAUGCAAAAUUCAAUUUUCAAGCUGUGGUGAUCAGGCCCUAGACAAAGGCAAUGUCCAUCAAGGAACAAGGCAAUUUUCUACAAGAGGUUCAAAUAUAGGGAGAGAGUUAGGAAGAGGUGAGAGACAGGAAGAGAAGACAGAUCUCUCUGUUUCAAUUUCAGUUGAGUCAGAGAACGAUGAUACCUCUGCCAAUUUGUUAAGAAAAACAUGUGAUAGUAUGUGCCCCUUCCGCUCCGACGGGGUGUGCAAGUGGCCUGAUGCCGGAUGUGCUCAGUUUGGCAGCCAGUUCUUGGGGCUCAAGGCAAACUUCGAUGCAUUCGACCAGCUCUCGAUAUACGACUGCUAUUUCGAUUCGAAAGAGUAGUGGAGAAUCUAUUUUUUGGCUUUGGCCUUUAAGUUGGAAGGUCUUCUUGUGUACAAAGCAACCGAAAAAGAUCUUUGGUUCUGUGCGGUCAAUGGCUUGAGCCCCUCACAAGGUAGCAGAAAUUUUUGUCCAGACGGGUUUUGGAAAAAGCAAUGAAAAUGCAUUUGUCGGAUGCAAAAAUAUAUGAGAAUAAUAAUACCUCGUAUGCCACAGGCUCAAGCUGUGGCCAAGACAACUUGGGUCCAUGACUGGGGAAUUUGUACAUGAAUAGGGUUUAGUCUAGUCGUAUUAUAUUGUAUACCUUAUCAUUAUUGAUAUACCAUACACUCGUUUCUAACCAAUUUUUUUGGUAAUCAUCGCAAUCGUUGAUGUGUCAUUGUUGCAUUCUAUCAAAUUGCAUGCAACAUA